Pocillopora meandrina is the source of this 10182-nucleotide messenger RNA. The record is from the annotation of a GenBank genome assembly. NCBI's taxonomy places the organism in Eukaryota, Metazoa, Cnidaria, Anthozoa, Scleractinia, Pocilloporidae.
GUUACACAGGGUCAAAAUCAGUCUGGCAGUGGGGGAGCUGGAGGAGACAAGAAGGGAGACAAGGUGUGGAACUAAUGAAAAAUAUAUCAAGACUCGUGUUUAAAUGCAGUUGUUUGCCACUGCAGCUCAUCUUUGUCCUUAAUUCAAAUUUUGUUCUACAUUGCCAGUACAAAACUGUAUCAAACAUGUUUGAUCAAAUAAGAUUUGAGUCCCAGAAGUAAGCAUUAUUUAUGUAUACAAGUAAAAGAGCUAGCUAAGAGCAUUUCUUUUUGAAAAAUAUGUUCAACAAAAUUGUGUUGAAUAAUUCUUUCUUUUGGAUAGAGUACCAAUUCAUGCAACUUUAAUUAUGUGGAAGAUUGAGGGAAUUUAAUUUUGAAUCUUAGUUUUUCUUAGCAUUCAUAUGAGGCAGGCAUCUUGGUGGGCAGGUUCCACCAUUUGUUUGAUAAGAUACACCAACGAGAAGGCUUCUGAUCACUUGCUAUAUGUUUACAUGUACUGGACUCUUUUUCUAGGACAAGAGAAAGAAGUAUGAACCACCAAUUCCUACUAGAGUAGGGAAGAAACAGAAGAAAACCAAAGGCCCUGAUGCAGCCAACAAAUUACCUCAAGGUAUUAAAAAUCCUCUACUGUACCAACUCACUCUUGCUUUGUUAAUAAAAUUAGCCAGUGUUCUCCCUUAUUUGAAGCAUGAUAGAUAAAAUAAAUUUUCAAACAGGUAGAGCAAUCCUUUUACUAACUUAUCAUUGGCAGUCAUAAGAGUUACUACUAGUGGUACAUUUUACUGGUUUUAUAAGAAAACUGUCACCCAAUUAUAUGUACAUUUUUUGUUGAGCUUAGUGCAGACCAGACAAAGUGCUUAUAAAUUAUUUCUCUAUACAAAUAAGGCUAUGUUUUCCGUGAAUUAUUUGAAGUUUUAUAGAUAAAAAUCUUUACAGAAUUAUGACUUGGAGGCAUUAACAAAUUCUUUGAUAUUACUUUUUUUAAAGUUACUCCACACAGAAACUGCAGGUUGAAGUUGUUGAAGUUGGAAAGAAUAAAAGAUUAUCUACUACUUGAAGAAGAGUUCAUUCAAAACCAAGAGAGGCUCAAACCUCAAGAGGAGAAAAAUGAGGUUCAGUCUUCUGUAAACUUUAUUCUGUAAUUAACCCUUUACACCCCAACAACAGUAUGCAUAUUCUCUUUUUUAACCUCUAUGCAUUUCCUAAGGUGCUGACUGGGAGAGUUUUUAGAACAAUCGAGAGCUUUGUUAGAUGGUGAUCGUUUUCUUUGUUCUAAUUACCUUAAUGUUUGAUUCAGGGGUGAUAUUGUAAAGAGAAAAUUCAUGCUAGUAAUCUAACGGGUAAAGGUUUAAGGAAGAAAUUGGAGUGACAGUUUGCCCAGUAUAAAAUUGAAACUUUUUGUAAAUGUAUCUAUGGUACAUGUAUAUCUCUGUAACAGAUAUUCAUAUUUGUAACCAGUCUCAUAGAUUCAAACUGGUUGAAUUCAGGUGACUGAUUGCAGAGACAAAGAUUUAAAAAAGAUUCUUUGAGUCACUGUAGACUGCAACUUGUCUCCACAACAUGUUGCAUUGUGUCUCUCAGUUGUCAACCUGCAUUUAUGUAUCAACCUAGUAACAGUUCUUCAGUUAAUAUGGCUCUUGAAGGAAACAAAAUCACUCAAAUAUUAUUCACGCAAUACAAACAUUGAUGUAAAUUUGAUUGUAGGAAGAGAGGUCGAGGGUUGAUGAAUUACGGGGCACUCCCAUGUCAGUGGGAACUUUAGAGGAGAUCAUUGAUGACAACCAUGCUAUUGUAUCCACCUCUGUUGGUUCAGAGCAUUAUGUUAGCAUUUUGUCAUUUGUUGAUAAAGAUAUGCUGGAACCUGGCUGUACUGUAUUGCUGAAUCACAAGGUAACCAUAAGAUAUUUUUAUCUGCAUUUCUCCACUCGCUUUUAUUAUAUUUCUAAGAAUCAAGUGAUAUAUUUCUUAAACGCUAUGAACUUGAGAUCUAUGUAAUUGGCAACAUAAAGACAUGAGAGAGUUAGUUGUCUGAAACACAUUUAGCAAAAGGAUACAAGAAUGGCUACACUAUUAUGUAGUUCACUCUUCUCUGUCAAUUGCCUGGAGCACUUCAUUUGUCUGAUGCUAUUCUUUAAAUUGUAGUCAAAGAUUGCAGUUGUGAUGAAAGAAUAAUUGAAAUGUUUUGUUCAGGUGCAUGCUGUUGUUGGUGUUCUGUCUGAUGAUGCAGAUCCCAUGGUAACUGUGAUGAAACUUGAGAAAGCACCACAAGAGUCAUAUGCUGAUAUUGGUGGACUGGAUCAACAGAUACAGGAAAUCAAGGUACUUUGCAGAUAAUUCUGUACCUCUGUCUUGAGAUUCAUUUCCAAGAGAUUUUAUCAACUUUAGAUUUUCAAGCCAAAAUUUAAAAAGUGUUCAUAUGGCUACUUGUGCAAGUAGUUUUCAUCAUAGGUUUUAACAUCUUAAAACAGUGAAAUUAUUUAAUCUGGUUACUGUAUGACCACCCAUCUUUUCUAGAAUUUCCCAAGGUUUGAUUGAAAACUGUUUUUGAGAUAAUUCCAACAUUCUGUGAACAGUGUUCUCCUGAUGGAGUUAUGUCAUGUUUUUUAGGAAUCUGUAGAACUUCCAUUGACUCACCCAGAGCUGUAUGAAGAAAUGGGGAUUAAACCACCUAAGGGUGUUAUAUUAUAUGGCCCACCUGGUACAGGUGAGUUACACAAUCCAACCAAAUGUAAGAGAAGCAUUAUAUUUCUAGACAGGGAAGUGAUUAUGCUGAGAUCUAGACAGAUCUGAGUCCUGAUGUGGGCCAUUGGAGACAUCAAGUAAUCACAACAAAGAUUGCUAAUCAAGAAUUAAUCACAAAAUGAUCUUCAGUUUUCAUUAGAAUUUUGUUUGUGGCUUACCAUUUUCAUUGUCUAAUAGUGUUUGACUCUACAUGAAUACUGUUAGUCUUGCUACGUCCAUCAGGGCUUCUGCUGUUAGGCAGAAGAUAAAUAUUAAAGAAACAUACAAGUUUUACAUGCUCAUCCACAGCCAUUGCCCUGCAGGGGAAAUCUUUUGUUUUACGAUGUUCUCUGUAGAGCUGGUUUGGUGGUAUGUGAAGGUCCCUUUAGUGUUACAUUAUAAUUAUUUAAAAUAAUGGAAAUCUGUACAGGUAGAUAGAUAGAUAGAUAGACGUUUAUUAAGAAUACCUUAAUAGCAGCUGGAAGCUGACUUACAAAGGUGUACAAAUUAUAUAAUAGAACUAUACAAUAAAAUCAAACCUAAAAGGGAACUAAUUUACAUAUGGGCCCAUAUACAAUUGUAAUAGAUGUCAAUUAAAAUGUCUUGCGCUUGCUAGAAUGAAAGUAUCUCUGAACCGAUUUGUUUUAAAGGAAACUCUAAAUGGUCUGCGUCGUCGUAACUCCAUAAGUUGAUCUCGGUUGUCGAAAGGCAGUAAGUGGUACAAACAAUCCAAGGGAUUGGAGACGAUGUUGUUAAAGAAUUUUAAGCAAAGGUCUUCCCUCCGAUCCCUUAGGGUUUUCAGCUCUGCCAUCUGAAGCACUUCUCUAUAAUGAUUAUCAUAACCGUAUAUAAUUUUCAAGGCUCUCUUUUGGACACGCUCUAAACUUAAGCUCAAAUAAUCGGGGAGACUAUAAUGGUAGACCUGACAUCCAUAAAGUAAGACGGAUUGAAUGCAAGCAACAUAAAAAUUCACUAAUUCUGGUGAUGGUACCUUAGCUCGCUUUAACUGAGUUAAAAAGUAAAGGCGCUUAGCGGCCCUUUUAAUCAUCUCAGUAACGUGAGUGUUCCACUUGAGGUUGUCUUGAAAAUACACACCCAGUAAUUUCACGACACUAACGGCGCUAACCUUAGAGCCAUUAAUUUCUAUGAGAUCGUAGGAAGGAGGGGAGCGCACGAAGGAAACUCUUAGCUCAUUACAUUUUUUCGGAUGAAGUUGAAACGAGUUAAGUGUUGACCAGGUAGCUACUUCGUUUAUCAUAGACUGAGCAUUGCUAGGACCACCCUUGCUUAUGAUUUCAUACACUGUCGUGUCAUCUACAUAUUUUAUACAAUCACUGGCUGAUGGUACUUUCAAAUCAUUUAUCAUAACCAAGAAUAGCCACGGUCCCAAUUUUGUUCCCUGCGGUACUCCUGCUCGGACCGAUCCCCACUCUGAGAGACAAUCAUGUGCAAGUUUGACCCUUUGUUUCCUAUCUUUAAGAAAGGCUAUUAUCCAAUUAAUGAUGUAAGGGUUGAUAUUGUAGGUCGAGAGUUUCGAUAGCAAGAGGCUGUGAUCUAUCAGAUCGAAGGCUUUUCUAUAGUCCAACGCAAAGAUCCGCACGGUGUUCCCCGUUCCGUCUGUUGCUUGCGCCCAAUUGUGCAUCAGGUUUAUCAAUGCAUGCGCAGUGGAGGAUCCUGGAAUACACCCAAAUUGAUCGGGUUCCAGGCGUUUCAGAAGUGCUGGUUUCACAUGUUUAUGGACGACGUAGUGCUCGGCAAUUUUGGACAACGUUGGUGUCAGUGAAAUAGGUCUCAAAUCUUUCGCCGCAUCCUCAACUAUCUUUGUUUUGGGAAGAGGGGUGAUGUUUGCACAUUUCCAAAUGUCCGGUAAAGUCCCUUGACUAAUCGAGGAAUUGAUGAUACAACGAAGAGGUUGAGCGAGCUCAGGAGCGAAGUCACGCAAGACCCAGUUUGGGAUAUUAUCUGGGCCCCCAGCUUUGGAGGAGCUGACCGUACUAAGGCAUUUGAAGGUAGCUUCCAGUGAAAUAAUGGGAGUUUUAAAACCCUCAGUGCUCACAGUUUCGAUAUUAUCUAAAAGUGGGUCAAACGAAGCUUGAGGUUCUAGCAGAGCUGUGUUGAUUUCAUUAGCCAAGAUCUUAAGGUUGAUUGAGGUAGCUGGUUUACUUGCUAGGAGCUGAUUUGCGACACUUGUAGAUGUUUUGUUCAUUCCACAUAACCGCCUACAUUCGGACCACCACAUUUUAGGAUUGUUUUCGGUCAAAACGCUGACUUUAGUGUUGUAAUAAGAGCGUUUGCAGAGCUUCCGUUCCCUGUUUACUUUGUUCCGGUAGUAGUGGAACAAUGGUUUGUUGUCUUGGUAAUAUGCUCUUUGACGGUGUGCUAUAAGUGCCUUGAGUUUGGGUGAAAUCCAUGGUGCGUCGUUUCGGUGGAACUUAACUCGCUUUUUGGGAAGGAUAGAAUCUAACCCUAUGUGAAUUAGGUCACUAAAGUGAGCAUACUGUUCUUGGACGCUAUCUAUAGUGUCGAUUAAUGACCAGUCGACCCCGUCAUAUAACGACCAAAAGCCUGUUUGGACUCAGCGUUAACAGCACGUGUAGUAACCGUUCUGUUUGCAGGAAUAUUGGCCUUCGAUCUAAUUUUUGGAAACAAACCAACAGUACAAUGAUCGGAUAGUCCGAAGGGCGGGAAUGGAGAAGGUUUCUCGUAGUGUUCUGUAAGAUUAGUUAGCACUUUGUCGAGUGUACGAUCCCCUCUUGUUGGAAAAUGGACGACUUGCGUGAGGCGGAACUGCUUAAUAACUGGUGAAACAUUUGCCCUGUUCCAGUCGCCAGCGAGAAUUAUACCUGCGCCAGGGAUAUCACUCUCUAUCCUAGAGAGAGAAUCCAUCAUGUAAUCAAGGAGGGGCUCAUCUUUGGCAGGCGGUGGAGGAUGGUAUACUGUACCAAUGAUAAGGCAGCUAUAACCCCGGAGCAAUCGGUUGGGCGUGAUUUUGGCCCACAAAACCUCAGGGCCCUCGGGGUCAGGAAACUCAUAGUCCCGUAGAAUUGAGAAUUUGAUGGAAUCUUUUACAUAUAGAGCCACACCCCCAUGUAGCUUGUGGGUCCUAUCUUUGCGUAUGAUGUUGUAGCCACUAAUGUCAACUACGCUGUCAUCAAUAGAAUCUUUCAGCCAUGUCUCCGUUAUACAACAAAGAUCAAACUCGUGGGUGUUCAAAAAAAUACGAAGUUCGUCUAUUUUUGGUGCCAAACUCAUUACAUUAGACACAGCUAUUGGCGGUACGAACUGCAAGGUGUUUUUCCUGGCGUCGAUGUUUCUCUUAGGCUUGAUAAUAGCCAGAUUAUUGAAAUUGACGGCUCUUUCUUCUGUGUAACGGCUGGAGGAAACACGUGUAGUUACUCUCACGGGAAUUGUUGAAAGUCUCGGUAAAGCGUGAUUAUUGAACCAUAAAGAUUCAUUCAAGAUGGAAGAGUUAUAGCAAUUAACAGUUCUUGGUCUUGUGUAACUACUGGAGAUGGCGCGUGUGGUUGUUCUCACGGGAAUUACUGAAAGCCCCGGUAAGGUGUGAUUGUUCGACUGUGAAUAAUUAUUCAAGGUUGAAAAUUCAUUCGUUUCUGAAGAAUAUUUGCUUCGGCCUGUAUUUAAUUGUGUUUUAGUAAGUCUUCCGGACCGUUUCCCUCGGUACUUAAAAAAAAAAAUUCCAUCCGCUCGAAUGUUCUUAAAUAAAACUGACCGUCUCUCCUGAAGGCUGUAAUUUUUCCGGAGCGACACCAGUUCGCGCCGAGAGUACUGUAGGGUCGUUGUUUGGCGAAUUGGAGAAUCAAGCUGCCGAAUUAAAUCUCUAGUGGCUCUCUGCCGGCUACCAAUGGCGAUAAUAGAUUGAGCAGGACCGGGGUUGGUCGAAAUAUCAACGUAUACCGUGAUGUCCAAUGGAGGGUCGUGGCCAGGGAUGACUAAGGAGACAAACCCGUGUUUAGUGUGCUUCUGCAUUGGAACUCUUGAUCGAUGAAAACCAUCUUUGACGAUACAAGUGCAUUUCUUCUUGAGUUGAACAGCAGUGUGCAGGGGUUCCCACCUUGAUUUAAAAGUAGCCUCGAAGGAUAAUAAAUGGUUUAGAAAUGCAGCGCUUAAACAGGAUAGAAUAGUGAUAGAAACUAGAGCUACUCUAAACGUGGCCGCCAUGAUUGGCGCCGAUAUGCUAAAAAAAAGACACACACAGAUUCAGAGUACUAAGCAACAAAAAGUUGAUUACAUUUUUAGUUACAUUGUGAUUUUUCUGUCAAUCUUUGGACUGUCUCAGCACUUAAUGCAUGUUCUCACUCGUAUUUGUUUUACUCACUAAAGUUUAUGUUUAUUCAUGAUCAUAGGAAAGACCUUGCUAGCAAAAGCUGUAGCCAAUCAAACAGCAGCAACCUUUCUCCGAGUUGUGGGAUCAGAGCUCAUUCAAAAAUAUCUGGUAAAGGAAAAAAUCUUGUUUCUGCUUCUUCCUAACAACUUAAUUUUUUUUAGCUUGAUCAAGAAAUUAUUUUAGUAAAGCGAGGGUAAUAUUGACUUUAUGUGACACAUUGUACUGUUGCUUUCUAUGUGGAAGAAGAGUAUGGAAAAUGUUGAGUUUGAAGCUCACUCAUCAAGUAAAGAAAUCUCUCUUUUCUUGAUGAAAAAACUCAAAAUGAAUCAUCCUUUAUCCGCUGUCUUCACUCAAGAAGACUUCAACAUGGUUGAACCUACACUCUCAGACAUCAUAAGUUGGGACACUUCUCUAUCUAUGAUGUUCUGUCAUCCAUCUUCUCCUUCCAGUGUUAAUUGCCAGUGUGUCUAUGCCAUCUUGCCGACCAACAUUGAAAGGGGCAGGGGAGGUAGUUAUUAUCCCAACAAAAUAAUGUGUCUGGGAGUGUAGCUGCUUGCAAGAUACUUGUUGCAAAUUUAUCUGGUUAAUGGCCAAAUGAGCUGGCCAGCAAGUGGUCUGCAACUCAGUUGUUAGAGCAUCUGAUGACAAAAUAGAAACUGGGUAGGAUUCAAACUCUCAAUGUUGUCUUACAUGAUCCAUGCCUCCUUGCUUUUUUUUAUUUACCUUUCACUGUAUUAUUUUCUGUUUUAGGGUGAUGGUCCUAAGCUAGUAAGAGAAAUGUUUCGAGUUGCAGAAGAACAUGCCCCAUCAAUUGUUUUCAUUGAUGAGAUUGAUGCUGUUGGAACCAAAAGGUGUGUUAUGCUAAUACAACUUACACACACUGUUCUUGCUCAUCUAAUAACUUGUACAACAGGAUAUAAAUGAUCACAUCCCAUGAAUGCAUAAACUUUUUAUUAAUUAAUUUGUUUGUUUUUGUUUUGCUUCUGAAGUCCAGAAAACAAUGGUUUGCUGAGUUCUAAUGGCAUGGUUCCAAAAUAUUUUGCAUCAACUCUCACUAUUGCUCUUUCUCUAGGUACGAGUCUAAUUCUGGGGGUGAGCGAGAAAUUCAGAGAACAAUGUUGGAGCUUCUCAACCAGUUAGAUGGAUUUGAUUCCAAGGGGGAUGUCAAGGUAACCUUUGCAGCUUGUGUUCAGCUUGUGUUCUGAUUGUUUCUAUUUUUUAAUUUUUUUUUCCAUGUUCUUUUGUCCACCAUUGUUAAGUAACCCUUUGCACCCAGCAUUAGCAUUCAUUUUCUCCACAGUUCUCUUUUAAAUUCAUAUGGUGCUGAAAAGGAUAAUUUGUUUGACAACUAGGUGCUUUUUAAAUUGGUGAUCAUUUCCUAUUUUCUCAUGACCUUAACUUCUGAUUUAAAGGUAACACUAUAAGGAGACGUUUUUUGGUCAGUCAGUCUCAGUGGUCCAAGGGUAAACAUUCAAGUAGAGUUGGUAACCUGCUGGUUAAAUGAUAUAAGGCAAAUUUACUUUCAUGUCAUUCAAAAUGUAAUCAGUAUUAGAGAAUAUUCUGUACCUCUGACAUUGAAACGUGUCUGCAUAAAUUAUAGUAAACAAUCUUUUUAUGGUCAAGUAUCAGGUCAUGUGACCCCAUAGCAAUGCCAUACAUGGUGUGCAUACAGACCCUAGCAAAAUCUUGGGGGUCUCAACAGAAGUUAUCUAGGAUUUCAAAAUGUUUAAAAACAGUAAUUUUCAAAAUUAUUUGUAGCAUUUAGUUAAUAAUGACUGAAUGUUGGCCCUAUUGUUUUUAGGUUAUUAUGGCCACAAACAGAAUUGAAACUUUGGAUCCUGCACUUAUCAGACCUGGUAAAAAAUAGUUCUUUAAUAGAAAGAAUGUUAUUGUUGUUAUGUACUUGAGUGAGUGAUAGGGCUAGAGAGGAAAUAUAUAUGGCUAGUAGUCAAAUAUUUGGCCAGAGGUCAAAUAUUUUGCCCAUCAGAUCUUUAUGUCCUUUAGUCAAUACGCAAUUUUAUCUCAUGAGUGUUGUUCUUUCUUUUUCUCCCUUUCACAACUGGUAGGGCUUUACAGCUUUGUAUGGCCUUGCUAACCCCAUUUUGUACAGCCUCAAGUGGGGAUUCCUGUGUACUGUUUUCACUGAGAACAGACACACUCCUCUUACUGCAUUUCCUAUGCCUGUAGAACUGAAAAAAAUUAUUCUUUUACCCACUUUGCACACUCCAAACUUUAGUUAAAACGUGCUGAUGAGCUCGUAAGGCUGACUGGCUAGCACUCUCUAGUCACCUGCACGAAUGCUGGAGAAAAGGUACGAGCCUGAAGGGACAAAGAUGGGAAUAAAUGGAGUUUCAUUUGAUUGUAAUUUGGUGAACUAGGGAAAUGUCAGCCCCCUGCUAUGAUUAUUGUAAGAGGAAUACAAUCUCAGCUUUUUUAUUUGUUGGGUCUUCUCACUGACAAGUUCUUUUGUAUAACCCUCCAAAGGUCGCAUUGAUCGCAAGAUUGAGUUUCCUCUUCCUGACGAGAAAACAAAACGUCGCAUAUUCACGAUCCACACUGGUCGCAUGACACUAUCAGAAGAUGUCAAUCUGGAAGAGUAUGUGAUGGCCAAAGAUGACCUCUCUGGAGCUGACAUCAAGGUGAGAAGGCGAUAUCAGUUUAUUGCGUGUUAAUUUCCCUUGUUCCAGAGUGCAUGAAGCUAGUUCACCACCAAGCAGUCAUCUCUGGUAAAAAUAGUAAAAUGUAUUGUGGGCAAAUUCCAACAGCUGACAGUCAACCUUAAUUGCCAUGGCCGCGCCUCGGCAGAAACGAGAUCCUGAGGACAACAUUUGAAGAGACCACAGAUCCAGCCUAAACCAGUGCUGACGUAAACUUUGUCUGGAUGAUUAUUUCUUUAAGUUGAAUGAUCAUUUCAAUUCACCAACAUGCUGCUAGUAUUAAUAUUGAGAUCAAACUAACUUAUGAAUUGUUUACAUCACGCAGGCCAUUUGCACAGAGGCAGGUCUGAUGGCUUUAAGAGAAAGGAGAAUGAAGGUGACCAACGAGGACUUUAGAAAAUCCAAAGAGAACGUGUUGUACAGGAAGAACGAGGGCACGCCAGAGGGGCUCUACCUCUAA